Molecule: messenger RNA, 2142 nt
Organism: Impatiens glandulifera
Lineage: Eukaryota; Viridiplantae; Streptophyta; Magnoliopsida; Ericales; Balsaminaceae
Product: DEAD-box ATP-dependent RNA helicase 53, mitochondrial-like
Exons: 8
Coding region: 88-1932 (614 amino acids)
Molecular function (GO): ATP binding; nucleic acid binding; RNA helicase activity
Source: RefSeq, a predicted model, not a curated record
UUGAGACCAGGCUCCCAUAAACCCUAACAAACUCUCUACUGUUUUCUCUCUCUUACCCGCGUCCCCGAUUACUCUUCAAGAAACAAGAUGACCAGUAGAAAUCUUCUCCUUCUGAGGAGGACAUCAUCCCCAUUCAAGCGAUUGACCCUCGCUGCUUUAACCAAUUCCAUCGACUCGUCUUUCUCACAUCACUCCUUUAGUGGAAGAAAUGACACCGUCGGUCCUCGGAACUUCUUCUUUACUUCUGCUCUUUUCAAGUCGGCCUUGUUUAAAGCGGAGGCCCGGGGAAUUCAUACUGGACAUGGGUUCAGGAAUCCUCUGAAUUUUAGGGCCGGAAAUGUCCUGUCUCAGGCGGAAUUUGCUGUUGCUGAUCUUUCUUAUGAGGACGGAGGUUCUGCCCGUGGACAAGGUAAAAACGAGGAUGAUGGACUUGAGAUUUCGAAGCUUGGGAUAUCUGGGGAGAUUGUUUCUGCUUUGGCUAAGAAGGGUAUCACCAAACUCUUCCCUAUUCAGAAAGCAGUGUUAGAACCGGCUAUGCAAGGUAGGGAUAUGAUAGGUCGUGCUAGAACUGGAACAGGAAAGACCCUAGCUUUUGGAAUACCCAUCAUUGACAAAAUCAUUCGACACAAUGCUAAGCAUGGUCGCAAAAGGGAUCCAUUGGCGUUGAUUUUGGCACCUACUAGAGAGCUUGCACGUCAAGUAGAAAAGGAAUUCUACGAGUCUUCGAGUUUGGACUCCCUUUGUGUUUACGGAGGAGUGCCCAUUUCACACCAAAUGAGUCAGCUUGAUCAUGGUGUUGAUGUUAUUGUUGGUACACCGGGACGAGUCAUUGAUUUGAUAAAGAGGGGAGCUUUGAAUUUAUCUAGAAUUCAGUUUCUUGUUCUCGAUGAGGCUGAUCAGAUGCUUAAUGUGGGAUUUGCUGAAGAUGUGGAGACAAUCUUGAGUAAUUUGCCACAGAAUCGUCAGAGCAUGUUGUUCUCAGCAACAAUGCCUUCUUGGAUAAAGAAACUUGCUCAGAAGUAUCUAAAGAAUCCUCUCACAGUCGAUCUGGUUGGAGAAUCUGAUCAGAAGUUGGCAGAUGGAAUUUCUCUUUUUUCAAUUGCAGCGGAGGUUUAUGAAAGGUCAUCCAUGCUUGGAAAACUGAUAACGGAACACGCAAAGGGAGGUAAAUGCAUAGUCUUCACUCAGACAAAACGUGAUGCUGAUCGAUUGUCAAAUUCAAUGCAAAGAGGUUUCAAAUGUGAAGCCUUACAUGGGGAUAUUUCUCAAAAUCAAAGGGAAAGAACUCUUGCAGGCUUCCGAGAUGGUCGUUUUAACAUUUUGGUGGCCACCGAUGUUGCUGCUCGCGGACUUGAUGUGCCAAACGUUGAUCUGAUUAUCCAUUAUGAACUUCCAACAACUUCAGAAGUUUUUGUCCAUCGAUCGGGCAGGACAGGACGUGCUGGGAAGACAGGAAGUGCAAUCCUCAUUCACUCUCCGAACCAACAAAGGGAUGUCAAGACGAUUGAGAGGGACGUAGGAUGCAAAUUUAAGGAGCUUCCCAGGAUUGCCGUUGAAGGUGGAUCUGAUGAUAUGUAUGACGAUGGACCAAGCCGACGAAGUAGUUUUGGACGAUAUGGUGAUUCAGGGUCUGGGCGUAGCAGUAGUGGUGGUCGGUUUGGAGGUGGUUCUUCUAGGUCUGGGCAGUUUGGUGGUGGUCAAUCAUCUUUCGGUUCAAGAUUUGGUGAAUCAAAGUCAUCAUCACGUUCUAGCAGUUUUGGUGAUUUUGGUUCUGGGCGUUCAACAUCAGGUAGUGGCCGGUCUAGUGGAUUUGGAGAUUUCCAAUCAUCAAAUAGCAGCAGUGGUGGCUCUAGGUCUAGCCGAUUUGGGGAUUUUGGGGACGAUUUGUUUGGAGGUGGUGGUGAUAAGAGAAGUGGAAGAAAAUCAUUCUAAACAAUAUUUGGAAGGUUUGGAAGAGGAACAAAGUGAUUGGCUUUGAAUUUGGAGAUUGUGUUCUACUAAAGGAAGGGUUCAUUUUGAUGUUUUUGCUGUGUUAGUUGUAAGGCGGUGAAAUGAUAGUCAUAUCGAACAAUUAGUUUUAGUGUAAGCAUAUAAUAAUCCUUUGGAUGGAUGAUAUGUGUAAUAAUUCGCAUUUACCUAUUA